AUGGAAUGGUUUCCCAGCGGUGUCUUCAGUCAGGGACUGUGGCUUCAGCGUCACGCAUUCAGUAUUUACCGAGAGCCCUUGGCGCUGCGUGUCCCGGUGCUCGAGCGCCAGUGGCCUGCGGUGCGUGCCUUAGACCCCGGCGCCGCUGGGCUGGCUGACAGCCAGUCUUGCCUCCAGGGAGGCUUAGAAGGAGGCGUGGGCAAGGCAUCUCCAACAGGAAGAUGUGAAUGUGGGAGGCAGGGCCCCAACCGUUUGAGGACAGUGUCACAAAGGUGUCCCGUGGCCCCGUGGGACCCCGGGGUGAACGGAGGAAAGCGCCAACGCCAUGAGAGCUUCCCAAACACGGGGGUUUGUGCGGCCGGGAUCCCGGAGACCGCAGUGCAGAUCCGCCUAAAAGCCCACGGAAGCCUAGGAGCUGGAGGGACGCUGCCCACGAGGGGCUUUCCUGAGCACGCGCGAACGGGGCGCCCGCGGGGGCGGAGCCUGCUGCCUGCGCGCCUGCGCCCUGGGAAGGCGCCGCAGUCCCGGAAGUGCGCCGAGUCCGGCGUAGGUUCUCCGAGAGCCGCGGGCGCUGGGCCGGGCGUGGGCCGCGCCCUCCGGGUCCCGCACGUUCCUCGGCACGUGGCUGAGCGCCAGGCCCUGGGCGCCCUGGAGCCGCCGGCGUCCGUCGCUGCGGCGGUGUUAUCCCUGACCAUCGCCGACGCGUUCGUCAGGGCCGGCGAGAGCCCCGCCCCGCCGCUCCCCGCGCUUCCUAGCAGGUUCAUCUGCUCCUUCCCCAACUGCAGCGCCAGUUACAACAAGGCCUGGAAGUUAGACGCGCACCUGUGCAAGCACACGGGGGAGAGACCAUUUGUUUGUGACCAUGAAGGGUGUGGCAAAGCCUUUGUCAGGGACUACCACCUGAGCCGCCAUGCCCUGCUUCACACUGGAGAAAAGCCUUUUGUUUGUGCAGCUAGUGGCUGUGACCAAAAAUUCAACACAAAAUCAAACUUGAAGAAACAUUUUGAACACAAACAUGAAAACCAACAAAAACAAUAUGUGUGCACUUUUGAAGGCUGUAAGAAGACCUUUAGGAAACAUCAGCAGCUGAAAACCCAUCAGUGCCAGCAUACCAAUGAACCACUGUUCAAGUGCACCCACGAAGGCUGCGGGAAACACUUUGCUUCACCCAGCAGGCUGAAGCGACACGGGAAGGUCCAUGAGGGCUAUAAAUGUCAAAAAGAAUGUUCCUUUGUGGCAAAAACAUGGACAGAGCUUCUGAAACAUGUGAGAGAAACCCAUAAAGAGAAAAUAAUAUGUGAAGUAUGCCAGAAAACAUUUAAACGCAAAGAUUAUCUGAAGCAACAUAUGAAAACACAUAACCCAGAAAGGGAUGUGUGUCGAUGUCCAAGAGAAGGCUGUGGUAGAACCUACACAACUGUGUUCAAUCUCCAGAGCCAUAUUCUCUCUUUUCAUGAGGAAAGGCGUCCGUUUGUGUGUGAACACGCUGGCUGUGGCAAAACUUUUGCCAUGAAACAGAGUCUCACUAGGCAUGCCGUUGUGCAUGACCCUGACAAAAAGAAAAUGAAGCUCAAAGUAAAACAAGCUCGUGGAAAACGGAGUUUGUCCUCCCGUCUCAGUGGAUACAUUCCUCCUAAAGGGAAACAAGGACACGGCUUAUCUUUGCCUAAAACUGGAGAGUUGCUGAACUGCACUGAGGACAAAGUGCUCUCGACAGUUGCAGUACUUACCCUCAGCUAAAUAUUCAGUUGUUCUCCACAGACCAGCCAGCUCAGUUCCAGACCACUGCAUUAAAACAUGUAGUGCACUAAAGCAAGUUGAAAUGCUUUUGCUUGUGGAGGAGGGUCUUGCCUUUGAUUUUGGGGGAAAAAAUGCAACAUCUGUAAAACACCGUAAAGUGAAGCACAAUAAAAUGAGGUAUUCCUGUA
Messenger RNA from Eptesicus fuscus (big brown bat), 1928 nucleotides. RefSeq names its product general transcription factor IIIA (gene GTF3A). Gene Ontology annotation, cellular component: nucleus. NCBI's taxonomy places the organism in Eukaryota, Metazoa, Chordata, Mammalia, Chiroptera, Vespertilionidae. The transcript is spliced from 10 exons. Bases 1 to 1740 code for a protein of 579 amino acids. The record is from RefSeq and is a predicted model, not a curated record.